AUGUCUACGACCCAUCUUCGCCAGUCGAGUAUUGACCUCGACUCAGUCGAUCGACCGUUUGACAACAUUAUCAAUUUCCGAGAUGUUGGCCAAACCAUCAACCAUUUGCUUGGUAGACGAGUAGUGAAGGAGGGCCUUCUGUUCCGGAGUGCCAGGUUAGAUGAUGCCUCCGAGCGCGACAAGCGUCGUCUCAUCGACGAGUACCAUAUCGCCACGAUCAUUGACCUUCGUUCCAGCACCGAACACCACAUGGCCACAAGUAAACGUCUUUCGGACACCGCCGCCGCCGCUCCCACCACGACUCCCAAUAAUUCAGACAACAUUCACCUCAUCGACCUACCACAUACCCAACGCAGACUGAUCAGUCUCACUGGUAAAGCUUUUGAACGGACCUUACUUUGGCGUCUUGAUUGGUGGAAUCUUCUCAAAGUCAUUGCUUUCGCAGCAUCAGGCUACCGAAACGAUGCCGUCAUCAUCGUAGGCCAGCAGGUCAUGUCUCCCCGUGGCCUCAUCGGGCUCGGCAUCGAUACACUCGAUAGUAGCGUCAGCGAGAUGCGGGAGAUUUUCGAAGUAUUUGCCGGUGGCGACGCACAACGCGAAUCGAAGCAAAGUACAACCAGCAAUGGUGGCGGCAGCACGGAUCCUUCGACUACAUUCAUCUCACCACCCUAUCCUUAUCCCGUUAUCGUCCACUGCACCCAGGGCAAGGACCGCACAGGACUGAUCAUUCUGCUUCUUCUGCUUCUGACAGGUGCUGUACCCCAAGACGCCAUUCGGGCCGAUUAUGUUCUCUCCGAGGGAGAAUUGGUCAUCGAGGUGGCGGAGCGGAUGAAGGAGAUUCGGCUGCUGGGGCUGUCGGAGGAUUAUACCAAGUGUCCCGAGGGGUUUACGGCGCAGAUCUGCGCGCAUCUUGAAGCUAAAUAUGGGGGUGUCGAGGGGUAUUUGAAGCAGGCCGGGGUGGAUGAGGAAAUGUUGGAGCGGGUCAAGAAGAAUUUACUUGCAUGA
Molecule: messenger RNA, 1005 nt
Organism: Aspergillus homomorphus CBS 101889
Lineage: Eukaryota; Fungi; Ascomycota; Eurotiomycetes; Eurotiales; Aspergillaceae
Gene: ptyA
Product: putative tyrosine/serine protein phosphatase
Exons: 6
Coding region: 1-1005 (334 amino acids)
Biological process (GO): dephosphorylation
Molecular function (GO): phosphoprotein phosphatase activity
Source: RefSeq, a predicted model, not a curated record